AUGGAUCAGGAAGAAAGAACGCUCGAGACCAUAAGCCAUUCAGAAACCAGUACGUCUAACGCGGGAAAGCCUGAGGUGCCGCUGAACGCACCAUUCCUUAGGCGUCUGAUGAAGAAGAAUGAUGAACAUCAAUUCAAGCGCUUUCUUGAGCUCCUAAAGCAACUGCACAUCAACAUUCCACUUAUAGAGGCUUUGGAGCAGAUGCCAACAUAUGUAAAAAAUUCUAAGGACAUUUUGACGAAGAAGAGAAGAGUCAGUGAGAAGGAAGUGAUAGUGCUAACGCAGGAAUGUAACACGUUAGUAAGCAACAAUCUACCAAAGAAGCAAAAGGACCCUGGGAGCUUCACAGUUCCUUGUUCGAUAGGAGGAUUGGAUGUGGGUCAUGCGUUGUGCGAUCUAGGAGCCAGCAUUAAUCUCAUGCCACUUUCAAUUUUUAAGAAAUUGGGGAGUGGUGAAGCACAACCUACUUCUGUCACCCUUCAGCUCGCUGACAGAAUAAUUAAGUACCCAGAAGGGAAGAUUGAAAAUGUUUUGGUGAAGGUUGACAAUAUCAUAUUCCCAGCAGACUUUAUUAUCUUGGACUAUGAAGCAGAUAGGGAGGUACCAAUUAUCCUUGGACGCCCCUUCUUGGCUACCGGGAAAGUUUUAAUUGACGUGUAUAAAGGUGAAUUAACUAUGUGCGUGGACAAUGAAGAGGUAAAGUUUAAUGUGCUCAACGCAUUAAAGUUCCUAGAUAGUGAAGAUUGUCAACUAAACAGUAUUGAGUUGCCUGAAGAAAAGACUUAUGUAUGUGAGGUCCUCAUGUUGGAGGAGAGCCUGAAGGAAUCAGAGCCGCCAAGUCAGUGA
This is a messenger RNA of Benincasa hispida (wax gourd), 846 nucleotides long. RefSeq lists its product as uncharacterized. The record is from RefSeq and is a predicted model, not a curated record. Lineage: Eukaryota; Viridiplantae; Streptophyta; Magnoliopsida; Cucurbitales; Cucurbitaceae.